AUGACCGUCGAUCCACGCUAUGUAGAGAACGCUGAGAGCACGGAUGCUGUGGAGACUUCCACCCGUGCCAUGACCGGAUUCAGCGCCAGGCCGGUGGUCAACGGGAGAAUCACUGUGACCACGACCACGACCACGACCAUCGAGCAUACCAAGCCUAUGAGGGAUCACACGAUGGCCAUCGUCCGCGCGACGUCCACACCCGCAAGGCCAGAUGAAUUAAGCUGCACGCUCGGAGAGAGGGUGACGAUCGUAAACAUACACGCAGAUGACCGGGCAUUAUGUGUGAAUGACGGCGGGGAGGAAGGGAUGGUGCCACUGACAUGUUUGGAUUGGGGACCGGGAAAGUUUAGCGAAGUUGAAGAUGGUGCAGAUAUUGGAGUUGCAUAUUGA
Stereum hirsutum FP-91666 SS1 is the source of this 390-nucleotide messenger RNA. RefSeq lists its product as uncharacterized. NCBI's taxonomy places the organism in Eukaryota, Fungi, Basidiomycota, Agaricomycetes, Russulales, Stereaceae. Bases 1 to 390 code for a protein of 129 amino acids. The record is from RefSeq and is a predicted model, not a curated record. The transcript has a single exon. Gene Ontology annotation, molecular function: protein binding.